AUGAUAGCUCUUCACAUCGCCCUCUAUGCCAUCCUGGCUACAUCGUUGGUCUUUGCCAUCAUCGAGCUUGGUCUAUGUGCCUAUGUCGCUACCUUCUAUGGUGGCACUUAUCAGGAACUCUACUAUAAUGCCUACGGAAGUUACGGGUACAAAAAUGUGAAAACCAGCACACCUCCUAUUCUGGCCUUUCUCAUUUUCUCCGCAUGCUGGACUAUUCUGAUCACCACCGGCGGCGUGGCGCUGUCUUGGUUCUAUACUCGAAAGGGCGUCAGCGGGAAGAUCAGCACGAUCUUGGGCAUUGUGUUCACCCUUGUCUACUUUGUGACAAUGGUCUUUUGGCUCGCCUGCUUUGCUGAUAUUGCCUCAUACCUCGGCGGCUUCGUCAGCUUUAAUGACUACUUCAACGCAGUCAUCGCUUUUGCGGUGCUCCUCUGGCUCCUUUUCCUUGCCCUCUUCAUCCUGUCGGUCCUAGCGCUCUGUGGGGUUUUGGUGUCGGAUUGGGUGGGUUAUCAGUCCAUGCGCAAGUCACAGGCGGACAAGGCGCCUGUGGCCAGUGCACCUGCGGCUGACCCAGAGGUGCCGAUGAGUACGAACCCCGUUGCUCCUCCGUCAGAGUUGUCUACUCGGGAUGCUGAGCAUCUGCAUGACCAGCCGAACAGUCAAUCCAUUAGCGCCUCGUCCCCCUCCGCCAUUGCCAGCGUUGAGCUCAGUGGCGAUAGCGUUCACGAUCACCAUGCGAGUAAAGCAUAA
This is a messenger RNA of Penicillium longicatenatum, 750 nucleotides long. Its product is annotated as MARVEL domain-containing protein. Bases 1 to 750 code for a protein of 249 amino acids. Lineage: Eukaryota; Fungi; Ascomycota; Eurotiomycetes; Eurotiales; Aspergillaceae. The transcript is spliced from 2 exons. Gene Ontology annotation, cellular component: membrane. The record is from RefSeq and is a predicted model, not a curated record.